AUAAACUAGUGAUUUCUUUUUACUUAGUAAAUGCCCCAGUACUAGCAAUAUACGCUAAAAAGUUUUUUAGAGAUAAAACUCUACAUCCGAUUAUCAUGAAAACAAAUCUCAGAGAACAGUUGACUAGGUACUGAUAUUCGAUUAGACCAAAGGUUCAUUUUGCUCCAGAGUUCUCCUUUAAUAUAAUUUAAAAAACAUUAAACUGUCAUAAAAAAAUUAAGUCACUGGGUCACAUCAGCAGCUUUGUUGACAUUUAGCCUUCUUAUUAAAAUCUGGCACACUGUAAACUGCAGUUAUCAAGGAUAGAAGCAUCACACACAAGUUCUCAAUUCCGCUGAACCGUUUAAUUAUUACCUCAUCAUUUGAAUCAAUAGCGGUUGAAACCCACAUACAUGCCGAGCAGACAGUACAACUGUCUAUCUGCUUAAAUAAUGGAUUUGGUGAUCCUGUUAGUAUGCUUUCUAAAAUAUAAAAUCAAGUCAAUUUGGGUAUAAAAUUAAAGCCAUUCUAUGUGAGGUAGAGGGUUGUUAAGGAUGUUGGUAAACUCUAAUGCUGCCUUGCUGGAUUUGGUGAUCUGCAGCCGUUAGACAACCUGACAAAUUAUUUUUAAAAUGCAGAGAGAAGUUUUUACUGUGUGAACACCAGACCUAAAAGCUAAUCUACUACGACCAGCACAGCGCCUUUUAACUGGCCUUUUAACUUCUUUGUGUUCCAAAUAAAGGUAUAUCCUUUUAUGACUCACAGGUACCAACUCUCUAUGGACAGUAAAGAAGAUAACAGCUCAAAGUGGGGGAUCUGUCACCAUUCCCUGUCACUACCAUCUCCUGCACAAAGACCUUCCUAAGUUCUGGUGCAAAGGAAAAAACUGGAUAACCUGCUUGACAAUGCAUCCUACCAACCAAGAGAAGCGAACCGGCAUUAGCUUUUACAACAGCCCAGAUGAACUGGUAACAACCAUGACGAUGACAAACCUACGCAGAAGUGAUUCAAACCGCUAUUGGUGUGCCGUGAGGAAGCCAGGUUCCAAUGUUAGAACAUCUUUAGAACUAACCGUCACUGAGGGUACUCCAGAUCUGUCAGUGGCCAGCAAUAGGGUGUCAGGUGAAGAGGGCGGCAAUGUUACCGUCCAGUGUCUUUACAGUGACAAACUUAUAGAUGAGGAAAAAAAAUGGUGCAGAAGUGGAGAUUUACGCUCUUGUCAAACGGCUCAAGAUUUAGAGCCAUCCCACGGUGCAGCGCUACAGAUAAAUGAUACAAAUGAUGGGGUUUAUACAGUGACACUGACUGGACUGAAGUGGACAGACGCGGGCUGGUUUUGGUGUAUGGCUGGGGAAGUGCAGGCUCCUGUUCAUAUCAAAGUAAAUUCAAGGCAACUCAUUACAGAUGCCAACACAACACCAUUCUUCACUUCAGCUAUGGAUGUACACAACCAUAAUUCAAUCACACCUCCUAUACCCGCAAAACCAAAAUUACCAGAAAGCACUUUGAUUCAGACUGCAAGUCCUGGCCAGGCAUCUACAACAUCACCAAAGAAAGUUUAUUCUACGAUACAGUCCUCAUCCUAUCAAACCACAACGGAGAACUCAAAAGAGAACCCUUCUCACAGCAGUGGUACAGUUACGACUCCACUAACCACAUCAACAUCUCCAUAUGUUAAUGGUAACUCUAUAGUUACUGUUGACCUAAUGAAAACCACUUAUGAAAGCAGACAUCUUAAUCGGGUGAUUGCGCUAGUGUGUGGAGCAGUGCUUAUAUUAUUUGUGUUUUUUGGAGUUUCUUGGAAACUGUGGUCAUGGAAUAAAAAGGCCGCCACAAGAGAGGAAGCAACAGAAAAAACAACAGACCUGCAUGAAAACGACAGAGAUGAUCUACUGGCCAAUGAAUGGACUAAUACUUCAGUUGUGCAGUUCAGCACAGACUCAAACUCUGUCCUAAUAACAUAAUCUGUUGUACAGUUGAGACUACUGAAACACAAAGAUGGAUUUAAAACAUGUAUGUAUUUUCUGACAUGUAUUUUUCAUGUUUAAAGUUCAUUAUUGUAUGUGCAACAUUUCAGCCAUAGAUUAAUUAUAAAUGUUAGCUAUAUUAUGUUCACCACAUGUCUAGCGAUGUAUGUUUGUGCUAAAAUGGUUUGUCGUGAAUAAACAUUUAUGUUUUUUGAGUUGA
Messenger RNA from Pimephales promelas (fathead minnow), 2166 nucleotides. RefSeq lists its product as uncharacterized. Lineage: Eukaryota; Metazoa; Chordata; Actinopteri; Cypriniformes; Leuciscidae. Gene Ontology annotation, molecular function: transmembrane signaling receptor activity. Gene Ontology annotation, cellular component: plasma membrane. The record is from RefSeq and is a predicted model, not a curated record.